AUGGGGAGUUCAUGCAUUUCUAAUUAAAAAGACACAGCUUUUGAAGAUUUAUAUCUCUCACCAAUAAGCACUUAAGAAAGGGGGAUUUAAAAUAUCAACCAGACCAUUAAGGGUGACUUUCAGCAAGUGAAAUUGCGUAAGGAAUCCUUGGAAGAAGGAAUCUAAAUUUCUAAUAUUCAAACCAUAGUAAUUACUCCAAGUUGCGAAAUGGAAGGAGCGAAACUUGUUAGUGAAUUAGUGAAGCUUGGGAACCAUAUCACAAUAAUCUCUAAACGAGUCCCCGAAACUCCUCUUGUAAGUGAAAGGUCAAUUUCUAGGAAAGGGAUUUUAAAAAAUAAAUAGGACAUAAAUGUUACUUAAUCUGCAGAUGGAGGUUUUCUCUUUCCAGUUCCGAAAAGAAAAAGCGGAAAAAAUAUCAAAUUCUAAGGCUGA
Messenger RNA from Paramecium octaurelia, 432 nucleotides. The record is from the annotation of a GenBank genome assembly. Lineage: Eukaryota; Ciliophora; Oligohymenophorea; Peniculida; Parameciidae.